GCUGUCCUCCAGACCUUCAAUGCGCCCUCGUUGACGCAGAGUGCCUGUCGCAUGACUUCGGCGGUUGCGACUUCACCGCCUGGUUCACGGUCGUCGUCCCUCUACAACGAACUCGAAGAGCAUCAGGAAAUAGACAGUGCCCCGCACUUGUCCUCCGUGAAUUCUAUAGACAAUGAAACUUCCCAAACGCGCGUGAAGAACAAGUGGACACCGUUAUUCCGGCGCAGGACGAAACCUAGUGAACCGCGCGUUCACUUCCCGUUCCCCGUCACGGAGACUGACGAAGACGUCAAGGUCGAGCGCGAGAAGUGGAAGAGUGGAAAGCAGCUGUUCCUCGAAUCAUGUCGUGCGGACAGAGAGCGCCGGCCAAUACAAGAUCGACUUGUAUCAGACAGCCUCAUCGUUAACAGUGUCCUUCAUGAGCGUGACAUGAUUCCUCGGAGAGAGCAGCGCUUACGACUGUUGGCCAAGGUCAAAGGUGCACACCCUUCGAUUCGCGUCGGUGUUGACGAAUUGGAAACCUUCUGGCGGGAGCAAAAACCUCGAUGGGAAGCGUUCGCUCUAAGGAUGCAAAGUUUACCCGUUGCAAACUAUCUGCAAAAGUCAACGGAAGCGACAGUAACGGAGCAUGAAUGGGUCACAGACAUGUGGCAAUGGAUCGACGUAAGUCUCGACGAUCUGGAACAGACAUGGGCAAACCAAGAAGAGUAUCGAGAUAGCCCUCCUCUCAUACCCACAUCUUUACCACAGAUAGUAGCUUCGUCCGUGGGCGAAACACUGCGAGGUGCUGACGCGACGUCGAAUACCGCGGCCCGGGAAUGGAUUACACGGGGACAGAACAUGCCUCGGAAUCCGCUGUUGCGAAGCGCGACGGUUGGCCGACCUUGGUCAGAGGCGUUUGGUAUGAGCACCGCAGCCUCGUACACGACCAACUUCACUACAUUGGGUGCCGUAGCAUUUUUUGGGGCUUCUAUUUCAUGGAGCGCGGUGUUCUCGGGCCAAAGGGGCGACCUCGUCCUGAUCGCAUGGUCAGCCGCCGUAUUCGUCGCCGCAUCUGUUGCAGCGGGUGGGAUGGGCAUCAUCGUGGGUUCCGAAGGGAUUAACAUCGAUCGAGAUAUGGGUGCCCGUCGUUUCGUGCGCGGCUUCGCGGUCUGCUCGGCGCUCAUGCUCUUGACGGGCAUCGUCCUGCUGAGCCUUGCUAUGGCCGGCAUCCAACCUACAUACGCCCUGCCGAAUGAUGAUGGGCAGCCCAGCGCCGCUCGAAGACGAGUCAUGAGCGCGGCUGGAUGGUUCACUAUAGGCGCGGUCGGCGUGGAGACUUUGCUUGCAGUAUGUGUGCGCGUUAUGUAUAGUACCACUUCCUACCACUGGUAGUGAAUCUUACUCGUGGAAUUGCUCAUUGUACUACUGCUUCUGAUUCAAAUCUUGC
This is a messenger RNA of Punctularia strigosozonata HHB-11173 SS5, 1429 nucleotides long. RefSeq lists its product as uncharacterized. The transcript is spliced from 10 exons. Lineage: Eukaryota; Fungi; Basidiomycota; Agaricomycetes; Corticiales; Punctulariaceae. The coding region runs from base 52 to 1374 and encodes 440 amino acids. The record is from RefSeq and is a predicted model, not a curated record.